AUUCAAAGUUCAUGUGUGACUUCUUGUUUUCUUCUUUUGCAGUGUAGAUUACUGUAUGUUUCUUCCUUGAAAUGCCACCCAAAAAAAAGUCGUCGGCAUCUACACUCUCCAGAAAGAAGCCAAAGAUUCAAGUACCAGACGAUGCACAAUGGUGCUUGGACAACCUACGCCAUCUUACUUUUAGAAAGUUUAUUGAAAAGUUCCAAUGCUUGGACAAGUGUAGUUCGCAACAACGAUACCUCAAUAUUCUCUCAAAGUAUAUCAGUAACACUCAACAUUACGAACGCGUUAGAAUGGAGUACAAGACUUGGACUGGUUCUGCUGAUUAUCAACGAUUUUGGAACGAGCAAGAGGAAUUGGAUAUCAUAUUGCGAACAGAUGGAGCUUGUACAAAGUUUAUUGGCUCUGUUACUGAACACAGGUUGCGAAGUCUGAAUGCUAAGGCCAAUACUGUUGUCCGAGAAACACUCGAUGGUGUUGACGAUCAAGAAACUACCGACGACACUGCUGAUAUUCAAGAAAGCACCAAAGACACUACUGAAUACCAAGAAACAGCCUGUACUAUUGACACUCAAGAAAAUAUCAAUGCGAAUGAUGCUCAAGAAACAACCGACGACAACUCUUUCAGCGACGAUGAUAGAAGUUGUCAGCUUUACCCGACCUCGUCCAUCACCAGCAACAAUGAUACCAAUGUUAAUUCAGACAAUAUCAAUGUUAACCCCUGGAUCUUCCGCGGGAAAAACAUUACUCUCAUGUUCGAGAAUUACAACUUUAUCGCAUAUUUUGAUCUUAA
This is a messenger RNA of Zychaea mexicana, 793 nucleotides long. RefSeq lists its product as uncharacterized. The transcript is spliced from 2 exons. Bases 142 to 435 code for a protein of 97 amino acids. The record is from RefSeq and is a predicted model, not a curated record. Lineage: Eukaryota; Fungi; Mucoromycota; Mucoromycetes; Mucorales; Lichtheimiaceae.